ACCAGGAAGGGCGAGGGGGCGGGGCUUCGGGUGGUCGCCCGGGUUACCAGGAGGCGGAGCCGCCGAGGCGGAUGUGGCCCGGAUGUCCGGGCGCUGCCGGCGGCUGAUCCCGGAGCUUCUUCCGGGAAACCUGCAAGCGGCCAAUGGCUGUCGAUAUUCAACCAGCAUGCCUUGGACUUUACUGUGGGAAGACCCUAUUAUUUAAAAAUGGCUCAACUGAAAUAUAUGGAGAAUGCGGGGUGUGUCCAAGAGGACAAAGAACAAAUGCACAGAAAUACUGUCAGCCAUGCACAGAGUCUCCAGAACUUUAUGAUUGGCUGUAUCUUGGAUUUAUGGCUAUGCUUCCUCUUGUUUUACAUUGGUUCUUCAUCGAAUGGUACUCGGGAAAAAAGAGUUCCAGUGCACUUUUCCAGCACAUCACGGCAUUAUUCGAAUGCAGUAUGGCAGCUAUCGUCACCUUACUUGUGAGUGAUCCGGUUGGUGUUCUCUAUAUCCGUUCAUGUCGAGUACUGAUGCUUUCUGAUUGGUACACAAUGCUUUACAACCCAAGUCCCGAUUAUGUUACCACAGUGCAUUGUACUCACGAAGCUGUUUACCCGCUAUACACCAUUGUAUUUAUCUAUUAUGCAUUCUGCUUGGUAUUGAUGAUGCUGCUCCGACCCCUUCUGGUAAAGAAGAUUGCCUGUGGGUUAGGAAAGUCUGAUCGAUUUAAAAGUAUUUAUGCUGCACUUUACUUCUUUCCAAUUUUAACUGUGCUUCAGGCAGUUGGCGGAGGCCUUUUAUAUUAUGCCUUCCCAUACAUUAUAUUAGUAUUAUCUUUGGUUACCCUGGCUGUGUACAUGUCAGCUUCUGAAAUAGAGAACUGCUAUGAUCUUCUGGUGAGAAAGAAAAGACUUAUUGUUCUCUUCAGCCACUGGUUACUUCAUGCCUAUGGAAUAAUAUCCAUUUCCAGAGUGGAUAAACUCGAGCAGGAUUUACCCCUUUUGGCUUUGGUACCCACACCAGCUCUUUUUUACUUGUUCACGGCAAAAUUUACCGAGCCUUCACGGAUACUCUCCGAAGGAGCCAAUGGACACUGAAUGUGUAAAAUGCAUUAAUACUCUUCUGUUGUACAUGGAGGUAAGAUUGGGUUUUGUUUUUCUGUUUUUGACUUAACAGACUUUAUGGUUAGACUUGGAAAAUACAAACUGCUGUAGUAGUGUGUUACGUAGUAUAAUACACUGUAUACUUUAGCACUCUGUGACACUAUAAGCAUGUUAGGAAGCACUCGCCUCCAGCAACAAUUUAGUUAUUCUUUAAAGCAAAAUCGUGUUUCUCUAUACUUUGACAAGUAUAAUCUGAAAUCCUUAGCAUUGGCCUAAUUGUGCAUGUCUGUUGUAUUUCAGUUUGUUUUUCAAGUAUAAUGAAUUAUAAGGACAAACAUACCUUGUGGGUCUGAUAGCAAACAUGGAAAUGAAGUAUGUUGUUAUUUAUUUUUACCAAUACAGUAUUUUGAUAAAGAGUAUAAUUUAUAUAACGGGUUUUCUGUUUAUAAGUAGUUUGGUUGAAGACAUCUGAUUGUUUCUGUUAAGAAAAACAAUAAAAUGCUUAACUACAAAAAA
Leptonychotes weddellii (Weddell seal) is the source of this 1601-nucleotide messenger RNA. It is a transcript of the gene JKAMP, whose product is annotated as JNK1/MAPK8 associated membrane protein. Gene Ontology annotation, cellular component: membrane. Gene Ontology annotation, biological process: ERAD pathway; response to unfolded protein. The record is from RefSeq and is a predicted model, not a curated record. Gene Ontology annotation, molecular function: ubiquitin protein ligase binding. Lineage: Eukaryota; Metazoa; Chordata; Mammalia; Carnivora; Phocidae.